Molecule: messenger RNA, 534 nt
Organism: Miscanthus lutarioriparius
Lineage: Eukaryota; Viridiplantae; Streptophyta; Magnoliopsida; Poales; Poaceae
Source: the annotation of a GenBank genome assembly
AUGCAGGCAGACAAGGAGCCAGCAGCUGCAGCUGCCGCGGCCCCCGCCGCCGGGAAGCCGCCGAGCAUCUGCGACAGGCUCCAGAGGGCCUUCCACGCCCGUCCAGCGUUCCGGCCCCUCGGCCGCCUCACCGUCCGCCACCAGGACGGCGGAGGAGCUGCCAAGCCUGACGCCGGUGCCGGUGAUGGAGCCAGCGCUGCGCCUGGGCCUGCCCCUAAGGCUAAGCACAGCGGCCCGCCAUUGCCGGCCGCGCCGCGGCCACUAACGCCGCCGUCGCCGGCUCCGGUUGGCAGCGGCGCUCCCCCGGCCACAGCACCGCAGGCUGAGCAGCCGGUUCCUGUGCGCUUACCAGCCGUCACCAGUAAAGUGGCGGCCGGCAGCGGGCCAACGGGGCCGCCGGUGCCUGUGCCACCGCCGGACGUCAUGGCGGGAAUGGCGACAGCGGCGGAUGCCAAGGCCGGGGACAUAGGCCAGCAGACCACAGGGAAGACCAGGGUGGGCUCCAGGGUCCGCAAGGCGCUCUCGUCCAAGUAA